Clupea harengus (Atlantic herring) is the source of this 1795-nucleotide messenger RNA. It is a transcript of the gene nicol1, whose product is annotated as NELL2 interacting cell ontogeny regulator 1. NCBI's taxonomy places the organism in Eukaryota, Metazoa, Chordata, Actinopteri, Clupeiformes, Clupeidae. The record is from RefSeq and is a predicted model, not a curated record.
UAUGUUCACUAAACUGUGUAAACUGUAGCAGUGCGGGCCCCAUUUAUAACAUUUAUAAAACUAUCAAUACAAUUAUGUAUCUUAAUAGACUAAAUCAUCAUAUUUAAAUAUAUCAGCGAUGUAUAUUCACACAAAUACAGACUAUGCCAUCAAGGUCCGUUGGAAAUCACUAUUACAGUUAUGAUGGAAAGUAGAAGUAAGGGGUUGCAGUUGCAAGAGAGGAGACCCGAAUCAGUGCAGAUGCUCAUGUGAUCUCUCCUGGCGAAUCAGAGCACACGAAAAAAUGCAGAAUAAAUCAUUUUUAAGCAGUAGCCUACUACAGAUCUAUGAAGGACAAGCGGAGUAAUAGGCCUACGUAAGAGUGUCUUUUAAAAAUUGUGAUUUAAUUGUUAGCUUAUGCGUUUUUCAUUGGCAGCUGGCGUAAAAACAGAUUGUUUGGGUGGCAUCACAGUGCUUUCCUGCGCAUCAGAGGCGAAAGGAUGAUGUCGAGUGCAGCUCUGCGGGCGAUGAUGCUUCUCCUGGCGGUGCAGCUUCUCUGCUUCAGGCCGACGAGCGCCGAGCAGGAGGCUGGCACAGUAAUUCCUGCCGAAAGCCGCCCGUGUGUAGAUUGUCAUGCCUUUGAGUUCAUGCAGAGGGCUCUACAGGAUCUAAAGAAGACUGCCUUCAACUUGGACUCACGGACGGAGAGUCUGGUGUUGCGGGCAGAGCAAAGGGCCCUGUGUGACUGCAUGCCUGGCACCACCUUGCGUUAGGCAGAUACCCCUCACCUUGGCAGUGUUCUGGUGCCAAGGCCAGGCACCUCUGACCCGGGGACCUGGGCACCCAGGCCCCACCGGGACAUGACACGCGUUACUUCCUCACCUGACUAGACGACCCAUCCACCAGCACCUUAUCACUGCAGAGACUCCAUUCACAACUCUCUCUCUCUCUCUCUCUCUCUCUCUUCUCUUUGUGUGUGUGUCUCUCUCCUUCCUUUUGUGCCAAGCUGAAAAAGGACUCCAUAUGACUCCCCUUCAUUUUCCACAGUAAAAACAGAGCAGGACCCAAGCAGUCACGCCUCCUCACAAGCAUCUCCCAUUCUCUGUUUGUCAACCCGGAAUAUCAGAGCAUUCUGUAAGCCCACAUGUCUCACCAUGCAUAUUAUUUGCACAGUAGGUGUCUUUGCACAGUAUGUACGUAAAGAUAGAGAUGUAUGUUCAGCUUGAUGUAUUAAGAAGCGCUAUUUACACGAUUACUGUUUUCCACUGUCAUUUUAACAGAAUUGUAUAAGUAGCAGAAAUAGGAACUACACCUAAAAGAUCAGUUACAUUGUACUAAUACUUUACAGAAAUGGAAUUCUGGUAUAUGACAUGAAUAGAUUAGGGAUAGACUCUAAAGAAAGAGUUGCUUCAUCAGCAUGGAAAUGGGUUUUGUCUAGUAAGGGACAUAAUCAUUUUAAGGCCAUUUUGGGAUGAAUUCUACUGGGCUGUAGGGACACAAUAUACUACUAAAUUCUUUUAGAAUUAAUUAUUUGCAUCAUGGUUUUGAUUUUGUGUGACCCAAUACCUAGGGGUGGGUGGGAUUGGAUUGUAGUGGGAAAGAUUUAGUUUAGCCUGUGUAAUCUGUAUGAAAAAAAAAAGUCUUGUCUGAUAGUAAUUGUUAACAAUAUUGUUAUUUUGCUUGUAAAGAAACACUUUAUGUCAGGCUUUCAGAAAUGAUGUUCCAUUUGUGCUAUCUUGCAGUGAACUAAUUAAGACUGUGGACCCUCUUUUAAGCGGUUCACAGGGCAGCAUUGAAAUAAAAUUAAUAUACUAUA